AUGUCGCUCGUUCUCCUACCCACAGAACUCCUUCUCAUGAUUGAGAGCCACCUGCAUUUCAGAAGCGACCUCAAUGCCUUUAUUCGUAUCUGCCCACGAUUUAACCUCAUUUUCGAAGACAAACUCUACCAGGACUGUCCACCACACAUGCGCGACUGGAUUAUCCUAUGGGCAGCCCAGAAAGGCCUUCAUGGCACCAUACGCAAGUGCCUCAGAGCCGGCUCCAAGAUUUUACGACGAGACAGAUUCAAGUCUCAUUUGAGAGAUCGCGAUGCCCCCGAGGCUUUGAACGUCAUCCCACGGAACCCCAAACCACACCCUUUGACUGUAGCAGCCGAAGCUGGCUCGCUGCCUUGCGUCAAACUUCUCCUCAAAAAGGGCGUCAAUGCCAACUUCUUGGACGAACACUACGAAACCCCGAUGAGACAGGCCGCCGGAAAUGGCCAUGUGGACAUUGUUCAGCUGUUGCUUAACUGGGAUCCUAAGGCAUUCACCGGUGCUUACAAGCUACGACGACCUCUGAAGUAUGCUGCGGCUCGUGGCCAAUUACCUGCAAUCAAAGCUCUGUUCGCUUUCCUUAAGGAGGCCCCUCGAAUCCUCACUGCCAAAGACGCUGCACAGAUCAUCCUGUACGAGGGACUCUGGCACUGCGAAGAAAGUGUUGUCAGAUAUGCACUCGAAAACGGUGCUGAUGUGAAUGACGAAGAUCCACAGUUUGUGUUCCGGUUUGCUCCUGACCUCCGUCCAGAGGAGUACCCCUUGAGACCCCGAAUCAAGCUGGUCCAGUCAUACAAGAUGGGAGUCGCCAUUGGAGGAGUCCUCACUCCUGGCUGGUCAACCCCGACACCAAAUGUACUCCACGCUGCAAUGAUCGGUGAUGAUCCGAGCCUGAUUGAGUUGGUCCUUGACCAAGGAUUUGAUAUUGCUGCUCAUUCUGGGCCUGUCCUGCGAUACGCCAUCUAUCGGAGAGACGCCACAGUCAUCUCUAAGUUGAUGAAAUUGGGGGUUACCGUGACCGCCACAAUGCUUUAUGACGCGAUUUGUGAGCGAGAUGAUGAGCAUUGCAAGGAGUUCAUAGAGAGGAUUGUAGAGGGAAUUCGGGAAGAACUCAAACUCCGCCGCACUUGA
Molecule: messenger RNA, 1128 nt
Organism: Penicillium mononematosum
Lineage: Eukaryota; Fungi; Ascomycota; Eurotiomycetes; Eurotiales; Aspergillaceae
Product: ankyrin repeat domain-containing protein
Exons: 1
Coding region: 1-1128 (375 amino acids)
Molecular function (GO): protein binding
Source: RefSeq, a predicted model, not a curated record